ACUGCUCCGCGCUAUGUUGGAAGCCGCUGGUGACCCCGAUAGGGACUUCCUCCGACAAGCGGAGGAUGGGCUACCCGUGGGGAUCCUGGACCCGCUACCUCGGACCCCACACGUCUUCGCGGAGCAGGUGAAGUGGCCGCUAGACAACUCCUUCUGGGAGGCCUCGCUAGCUUGGGCGCCCAACUACAGCUCGGUUGCGGAGCACGCCGAUUUCGCUAGGGCUAAGUUCGAGGAGAUGUGUAUGGGGGAGUUCCUGGAACGCUAUGGGGAGCAUACCGCCAUUGCUGCGCUAGCCGUCAUCGUGGAAGACGAGGAGACCGGGUCAAGUGCCGGGACAAGCUACGAGCAUGGCUACCUGGCCUGCCAAGUCGACACCAAGGAAGAGGUCCCUGGGGACCCCGCUAGCCAGACCGUAUACGUCAACCUGGUGGGGACCUUCGGACUUUCCUGCGGCAUAGCAGCCUGCGGGCUCAGGCUAACCUACCACUUGCUGGGCCCGGACUUCCCGCUAGACCUCCUCCUCUACGCCGACGACCUGGAAGCUAUGGGGAAGGGCCCCCGUCAACGAAGGGGGAUCCCUUGA
Molecule: messenger RNA, 583 nt
Organism: Symbiodinium necroappetens
Lineage: Eukaryota; Dinophyceae; Suessiales; Symbiodiniaceae
Source: the annotation of a GenBank genome assembly